This is a messenger RNA of Miscanthus lutarioriparius, 3036 nucleotides long. NCBI's taxonomy places the organism in Eukaryota, Viridiplantae, Streptophyta, Magnoliopsida, Poales, Poaceae. The record is from the annotation of a GenBank genome assembly.
AUGGAGGAGGAGGCGGAACCGUCCUCGGCGGCGGCGCUGGCGCUGGCGCUGGUGGCGCUCGUCGUGGUGCCGGCGGUGGCGCUGCUGGUGCGGGCCCGCUGGCGCCGGGCCGAGGCGCGGAGGGAGGAGGUGCGCCGCCUCGCGCGGCUCGCGGCCGAGGAGGCCGAGCUGGCGGAGCGGGAGUCCGUGCUGGCCUACUACUCUGAGCUGUUCCCGGGCGUCGUGCACGCCGCGGAGGUGCCCGUGGCGCCCGAGUGGGGCCCGCCGCCGGUGCCUGUGGCGGCGGUUCCAGGCCCGGCGGCGCAGGAGGAUUUCGACGCGCAGCAGCAGCCGCAGCCGCAGCCCCAUCCGCCGGUGGGGGCAAAGGGGGUCUGUGCGGUGUGCUUCAAGCCGACCACGUUCAGGUGCAAGCAGUGCAAGGCCGUCAAGUACUGUUCCUUCAAAUGCCAGAUAGCCCACUGGAGACAAGGUCACAAAGAUGAAUGCCAUCCACCAAGUGUUAAUACUAGGCCCGAUGAUGAAGGAAAGGCUGAACAGGGAAGAGCUGCCGAAGAGAAUGUAUCAGUUGGUGUUAAACAGGUUGCUGAAAUGAACAAACCAGUUGUUGGAUCUGGAACUUCUGAUGCAAACCAUAAUUUGAAGAGUUCAAAUGGUAAAAGUAAACAUAUGCCUUCAGAAGCGGUAUGUACCAGUGCAGAGGUUCCUGGAGGUCAUCAGUCCAACAGCACGGUCGAAAUUUCUCAAAAUGUUCCAGUGUCUGUUGACAAUAGUAAGAUGGGAUCAAGUAUCAAACAUGCAAAUUUUGUUGAAGAUGGUUCUUCCACUGUGGACUUAAAUGGGGCGUCGCCAUGUAAGUCUCAGGCUUGUCCACCAAACAUAAAUGGUCAUAAAAGUUUUGUAAGCGAAGAAUUCUGCAAUCAUUCCAAGGAACACCAAAGAGCCAAGGAUGCCAGUGUUGUUGAGGAUUGUUCUCAGACAAACAAUAACAGAGAGGUUGAAGACAGUAGCAUUCCCCAAGCAGCUGCAUCUGUUGUCUUGGAGCCCAAAAGUUCUAGGACUCCUAUUCAUGUGGAACUUGAGAGGUCUAAAACAAAACCUGUUGGGAAUGACAGCAUUCAGAGCACGAAACCUGUGCCAUCUGCAUUGACUGUUGACACAGCCACUUCAGUUCGUGGGAGUAGUUCCAUUACACCUAAUCCAUCUAAAGUAGCAGAUAAUCUUCCUGAUAGAAGUUUUAAAAAACCUUCAGAUAGGUCAGGUUCAACAGCAAAUAAUCUUGCAACAUCUCUGAAGAAAAUGGUCAGGCAGCAAACUGCACCAAAAGUUGUGAUGCAUUAUCCAUCAGAAUCGACACUCUUCCCAUAUGAACUUUUUGUGAAGCUCUACGGCAAGGUUGAGUUGCACCUUUUUGGUCUUCAUAACGUUGGCAACAGUUGCUAUGCAAAUGUUGUUCUUCAGUGCUUGAUGUUUACUCGACCACUCACAACAUAUCUUUUGGAAGGGCUUCACUCAAAAAACUGUUCUCAAAAAGGAUGGUGCUUCAUGUGUGAAUUUGAAAAACUCAUUCUGGAGGGCAAACGGCGCAAGACUGCCUUGUCACCAACUGGGAUACUCUCUCAUUUGCAUGACAUUGGCAGUAGCUUGGGUCCUGGUAAACAAGAAGAUGCUCAUGAGUUUCUUAGGUAUGCAAUUGAUGCUAUGCAAUCCGUAUGCAUGAAGGAAGCAAGAAAAGGAGGUGUUCUUUGGUCAGCGGAAGAAACAACUUUUGUGCAAUUGAUAUUUGGGGGCUAUUUGCGAUCUAAGAUCAAAUGUUCAAGGUGCCAUGUUAGUUCUGAGCAAUGUGAGCCCAUGUUGGAUCUUACUGUUGAAAUAGAUGGUGACAUUAGCUCGCUCGAUGAGGCACUUGUGCGGUUUACAUCCACAGAAGUCUUGGAUGGAGAAAACAAAUAUCACUGCUGCAGAUGCAAAUCCUAUGAGCGUGCUAAAAAGAAGCUGACAAUAGAAGAAGCGCCGAAUAUUCUGACUAUUGCACUGAAAAGAUAUCAGUCUGGCAAGUUUGGAAAGAUCAGCAAAGCCAUCAGAUUUCCAGAAACCCUCAACAUGCUUCGCUAUAUGAACCCAGAUACUGAUGACAUAUCGCCGAUUUACAGCCUCUAUGCAGUGGUUGUCCAUCAUGAUGUCAUGAAUGCUGCCUUCUCUGGCCAUUAUGUAUGUUAUGUUAAAGAUACACAGGGAAAGUGGUUUAAGGCAGACGACAGUCAGGUGAAACCUGUAUCUCUGGACAAUGUUAUGUCGAAGUGUGCAUAUAUGCUGCUGUAUGCAAGGUGUUCACCGAGGGCACCAAACUCUGUUAGGCAGGCUAUGGGGGACCCAACACACCCCAAGAAGGCCAAACAGAAGGUGGUUCUAGGAGGGACAACAUGGCGAGGAGGUUCCUUAAACAGGCAUCAAACUGGUCAGCCACAUAGGGACCACACGGCAGAUGACCUUACCCAUGCAUUUGACGAAUAUAGAGAUGCACCAUAUUCACCUUCAGAUUCUCCGAGUCCUAGCGAGAGUUCAUCCCUCUUCAGCAACUCGGACGCAGGGUCGCACAGCACUGUCAGCACCGACAGCAGCGAGAGCACGAGGAACUCGACCAGCACCGAGGAGUAUGAGUGCGUGUUUGGAGCUGCUGAUCAGAUGUACCCAGGAGGCCCCAUGGGAGGAGCACCUGUGGAGAGUGACUAUCAGAGUGACUAUCCGACGUAUUCCCGUUCGAGGUCCAGCUUGAAUACCAGCUCAUCAGGCCGGGAGGCAUACAGUGCGGAUAGCUCUGCGGAGCACAAGCUUCAUUGUGGUUCCGGUGGGCAUUGGGUUGAGGGCGAUGAAAGCCCGUCCUUGUUGUAUACUGACAGAAGUAAUCAGCAGUUGAGCAGUAAGUUAACAUACCAGUAUAGGCAGUUAGAUAGGAGCGGACAUGACCCUGGAGAAACCAGGGGCGGUGUCUUAUUGAGAAGACCAUCUAGGGACAGGACCGCCCAAACAUUUUAUUGA